Messenger RNA from Oncorhynchus tshawytscha (Chinook salmon), 4899 nucleotides. RefSeq names its product voltage-gated potassium channel subunit beta-2. Bases 419 to 1519 code for a protein of 366 amino acids. Lineage: Eukaryota; Metazoa; Chordata; Actinopteri; Salmoniformes; Salmonidae. The record is from RefSeq and is a predicted model, not a curated record. Gene Ontology annotation, cellular component: extrinsic component of cytoplasmic side of plasma membrane; membrane; voltage-gated potassium channel complex. Gene Ontology annotation, biological process: transmembrane transport; regulation of potassium ion transmembrane transport; regulation of action potential. Gene Ontology annotation, molecular function: transmembrane transporter binding; voltage-gated potassium channel activity; potassium channel regulator activity. The transcript is spliced from 16 exons.
ACACACAUUCAUUCUGUCUCUCUCUCUGUCUUUCUCUCUAUCCCUCCCUCUCCUUGUCUCAGUCUUUCUGUCUCAUGCUCAGACAGACAUGCCCAUUCUUUCAGUUGCUCAGACACACAGCCACUGACACAGGAACACAUACUAGAGGGGAAGGCAUCCACUAGUCCUCUCAUUCUUCCUCACUCUUCACUCCUCUCGUCUCGCUGUGUUUUUCUUCUUGGAAGCUGGCUGUUCCGUCCCUGCUCUGCUCUACCUCAAUCCCAGCCCUACUUCAGGAGGCUCAGAUUGCUGCGCCAGGAAUCGGCAGCAGCCAGCGCACUGAGCAGAGAAGCCCAGUUUGUUGAGAGACAGUCCCCUGUUGUACUGGUGAGAGAGAGACCCCUCGGCACACUGGCCAUACCCCCACCCUCCCGUCUCCAUGUAUCCUGAAUCUACCACAGACUCACCUGCCCGCCUCUCCCGACAGACUGGCUCGCCGGGCAUGAUCUACAACGCACGCUAUGGGAGCCCUAAACGACAGCUCCAGUUCUACAGAAACCUUGGGAAGUCUGGCCUGAGGGUGUCCUGCCUUGGACUAGGAACAUGGGUGACGUUUGGUGGACAGAUAACAGACGAGAUGGCCGAGCAGCUUGUGUGCCUGGCCUACGAGAACGGCAUCAAUCUGUUUGACACAGCAGAGGUCUACGCUGCAGGGAAGGCUGAGGUGGUGCUGGGGAACGUCAUAAAGAAGAAAGGAUGGAGACGUUCCAGUUUGGUGAUCACAACCAAGAUCUUCUGGGGCGGAAAAGCAGAGACUGAGAGAGGCUUGUCCCGAAAACACAUUAUAGAAGGUUUAAAGGCCUCACUGGAGAGACUGCAGCUAGAGUAUGUGGAUGUGGUGUUUGCAAACAGACCGGACCCCAACACUCCCAUGGAAGAGACGGUGCGGGCGAUGACCCAUGUGAUCAACCAGGGCAUGGCCAUGUACUGGGGCACGUCCCGCUGGAGCCCCAUGGAGAUCAUGGAGGCGUACUCUGUGGCGCGGCAGUUCAACCAGAUCCCUCCCAUCUGUGAGCAGGCUGAGUAUCACAUGUUCCAGAGGGAGAAGGUAGAGGUGCAGCUGCCAGAGCUCUUCCAUAAGAUAGGUGUGGGGGCGAUGACAUGGUCACCACUGGCCUGUGGGAUCAUCUCAGGGAAAUACGACAGCGGGGUACCACCUUACUCCCGCGCUUCUCUUAAGGGCUACCAGUGGUUGAAGGACAAGAUCUUGAGCGAGGAGGGCCGGCGUCAGCAGGCGAAGUUGAAAGAGCUGCAGGCAAUCGCAGAGCGGCUGGGCUGCACUCUGCCCCAGCUCGCCAUCGCGUGGUGCCUACGGAACGAGGGGGUGAGCUCCGUACUUUUGGGGGCAUCCAACACCGACCAGCUGAUGGAGAAUAUAGCAGCAAUACAGGUUCUUCCCAAACUAUCCUCCUCAAUCACACACGAGGUAGAUAGCAUCCUGGGGAACAAGCCGUACAGUAAAAAGGACUACCGUUCCUAACUCACCACCACGCCAGCCAGCAGGGCUGCUCCAGGGCUGCUCCAGGGCUGCUCCAGGGCUGCAGCACAGCGCCAUGCCCCACCUUUGCCUGAUCCUCCGUUUGCUUGAGCUUUUACUGAAUUAGACCCCGGCGCAUGAGUCUGACCCUGCCUCAGCCACCCUGGGGAGCAUCAUGUAGACUUCCAGAGAAAAGGAUGAAGAAAUAGAGAGUUGGUCACAUCUGCAGGGAAGGAAGGACAGAUAGAAGAAAGAUGUAUUUUUAAAACUGAAGAAAAAAUAUGUUUAUAAAAAACAUGCUUGCUUGGCAGCCAGAUAUUUCUUUUUUUUUGCAGUCGUUUCUCUAAAUACUGAAUGCAUACCAAUGGAUUUAAGUUUAUACAAAUAUACAACAAAAACUCUGUUGCACAUGUCUGCCACACAUUAGUUUUUUUGGAGUUCUGUUUAAUAUGCACAUCACAGUUUCUCUGAAACAGCUGUUAGUUUGUGUCAUCUACAUAUUAUCAGUGUACCAGCCUCCUCACAGGCAGAACAAUCAGCACUUUACUAUUGUACAGUUCAGUCAUUAAGAGGUUGUAGAAUAUGUGAGAGGAUGAAAUAACUCAACUAUAUCACACACGGUGAGUCAUUGCACUGUAGGAUCUUCUCCCCUGUUUCAGUUUCCUACCUGUUCCCCUUAGUCAGUCUGGUCUCCACAUUGCUGGUUCAUAACAGACUGUUAUUUGACAAUAGUCCCUGGCCAACGGAAACACUAGUUGGUUUAAGUGGCAGCCCUUCCUGCCCAAUAGGAGUGAAAGCUCAGGGAUCGGAACAGUAUUUAAUGUCCAUGUCUUUCUUUCAUGUGUGGACACCUAAUGGGGACCUGUCCACUGUCAAACCAGGGACAUUUUCACGUGGCUUUGAGCCAAAGAUAUUCUAACAUCUUUCAACGCCACAUCUAAGUGGGUGUGGCUUGUUGGAAGAGUAUAGCAACCGUCUUAAAGCCUAUACUAUCCAGCUUAUUACCUAUUGACUCUCUUCACGUGUACAGUAUAAUCACUUGAUCAUGCUGUUCUAUGCUUAUACCCACAUACACAGUACACAUUAAUUGUACACCCCUCUAUUUAGGGAACGAUACGUUGAUUUUCAGAAGGCAGAUGAUAAUCUAUACAUUUUCAAUAAUCAUAUACAUUGCACCCUGAAGACAUCUGCCGCUGCCCUCGUAUUCACUCUCUAGCUGUUAGGUCCUCUCUUACUGUGAGACAAAGCGCAAAGUGGAUAGCAUGUGAUACGUCCUCCAUGCAUGAGCCUUCGUCCAACAGCCUCUGGGGAUUAUUCAGACCAAGCAAAGUCAUGGUUACAAGAGUAAACUAAAAUGUGUAAAUAUAAGGAAUACUCACUCCUCUUUCGUAACUCAUUCUCUGGUUCAACGCGUUCAGUUUUCUAGUACUGUAGGUCAAGGUCACGCGUUCAGUAAAAACUUGCAGUAUCUUUUUUACAGUCAGGGUCAAGUCUUAAUGCUAUGUAUGUGUUUGUAGGUAUUUGUUUGUUUUUUAAUGCAAUACUAUCAAGUAAAUGUUGAAAUGUAUCUUUCAUGCAAACAUUUUUAUUAGUGCUUGGUAAUGGAGUCCAGCCAGUUAACAUAUUUUGGGGAGGUAUAUGCAAACCUGCGUAACAUGCAGUUCUUUAGUGAUAAUCCAUUAAUGUAACAUAUCUGAUAAAGUACUUAGCUGACUAUAUCAUAAGUACUUAGCUGACUCUAUCAUAAGUACUUAGCUGACUAUAUCAUAAGUACUUAGCUGACUAUAUCAAGACCAAUUUUGGUAUCAUUUGAUGCAAUAUUUCAUAAUGAAAAUACUGAUAAUACAAAGAGCUUUCCGGUAACGGAGUUAUAAACAUGCAAAAUAGCAUAUUGCAGUAAAAUGGAUCGAUAUUUCUAGGACAAUUUCCUGAUUGAAUAUGUGUCAUGGAGCCAUAUGGGAGUCAUAAAAUGAUUCAAAAUCAUGUAAAGUAAGUAUCGUUUCAUUUCUGGACAGCUGUGACUCCAUCACCAAGCACUAAUCAAUAUUUUGCAUGAAAGAUAUAUUUGAACAAUUACUUGUUAAUAUUGCAUUAAAGCACUAACAAAUACCUACACAUGCAUAUAUAGCAUUUUGAUUUGCCCUGAUUCUAAAAAUAUUUAUAAUUAUAGUGGGAGUAUGACUCCGUUACCCUCCGCAAGGCCUUGCCCUUGUGUCAUUGGAUUGAAGGGAUGUCAAUCAUGUGCUUCGCCUGUCAAAUUGAAAGGUGACGAGAUUGAGGGGAUAUUGAAUUACAAAAUCUUUUUGCAUAUUAAACUACGUACAAAUAUCCUUUCUUUUAGUUAUUUAAAUGUUUUUAGGUUGAAUACUUAAUAAAUAUAUAUAUAAAUGAAAUCCAUGAAAUCAUUUUUACACAUUUAACCUUUGAAAAUAAUGUCCAAUGAUGAACUAAAAAGGAUAAUAAUGCUCUCAUGUACAUAUUGGAGAUGUCAUUUGCUGUAGAAAAAAGGGGAAUACAGUCAUGCUUGAUUUUGUACAAAGUAACACUCGUGUUUAAACCAUCAUAACUUUAGACAGGAUACAGUUACAUACAUAAUGAAGUGUACUCUAGAAACUACACAAAGACCUUUAUCAUUGUAUAUAUGGCAUCGAGUAACUCUUAUUUUUUUAUGUAGAUGCUAACCAUGGUGUGACCUGGCCCUGUAGUGUCAGUGAGUAGGGCGAAACUGACAUGAUGAGUGAAGUGUAGAUGCUUCUCAGGCAAAGUGAAGAGGAGAUUUGGAGAAUCAGAUUGAGUGAGGUGUGUAUGUGAUGCUAACGCCUCGGGUCAGACAACAAAUAAUUGGCAUAGAUACAGAGUCAAAGUGUGUGUGUGUGUGUGUGUGUGGAGGGGAAACAAAUCUUUCUAGCGUCUGUGUUAAAUGUGAACUGUACAUUUUGAUUUGUCUGGUACUAUGUCUUGAGGGAAUUAGUGGCAAAAGCCAAUGUGGUUUUCCCAGAAGAAAAAAAAACAGUUUCAUAAUGUAUCAUGAUUUUCUGUCUUACUGUCUGUCAGGUAAUGAGCGAAAUGACCGGAAAUUGUGCAGCAGAAAUGUUUCAUAAAAUAAAAAGCUCAAAGGCACUGUCACAAUGAGUUUUCCCUAGACAUAUUUGGUGGUCUUUGUCACACUAUCAAUUCAAUGUCACACGUACAUGCACAGAGCUGUGCACUGAUUUGUCUGGUGAUAAAUGUGAUGGUGUUGAAUGUAGCUCCAUCUCGCCCCCAGGGCUGUGCUGUAGAGAAAGGCUGUGCUGUACAGAGAGAGACUGUGUUGUAGAGAGAGAGGCUGCUCUGUAGAGAGAGAGGCUGUGUUGUAGAGAGAGAGGCUGCUCUGUAGAGAGAGA